GAAUAUACCGAUACGCCGCAGGUGAACGUGUCGCUAUACGUGUGUACGUGUGUACAAUGUCACACGUUUGUCAAAUGUUACGCAACAUUCUCGAUACGAAGAUGCGAUAACGGACGAAUUCCAGUAGACGGUGUAAACAAGUGUAUGAGAGUGAACCUUUUUACUCGUUCGACGCGAAGAAUCAUGCGAUAGCGACUGUUUAACUUGCAUUUACAAAACGAUAAAAAAUCAAAAAUCAACGCGCCUAUUUUGACGAGCCUUUAAUUUCAACGAAACAAAUUUGUAGAAUAACUCAGCUUGUUUAGAAUAAUGUCACCCAGCGGGAUAUUGAGUAUACUUGAAGUUAAUGCUCUACCCACGGAACAGUUUGAAUGGCUUUUUGGAAACGUGAUCGAACACUGUCCGGAGGCGGCUGGAUGGGUGGCAACAAAACGGCCGUUUCUUUCGACGGAAUCGUUGCGAAAUGCCUUCGAUGAUUAUUUGGACAAGCUGAAGAACCACGAGAAGGAAAACGUACUGAUCAAGCAUCCAGAUUUGGCGGGUAAAUUGGCCGAGGAGGGAAAAUUGACCACCGAAUCACAGAACGAGCAAAAGUGUGCAGGACUCGACGAGAUGACGCGAGAAGAAAAACAAACGUUAGCGAAUCUCAAUGCCAUGUACAAAGAAAAAUUUCACUUUCCAUUUGUCAUAUGUGCCCGGGAAAAUAAAGUGGCAGCGAUUCUGAGCGGCAUAGAAAAUCGUUUGAACAAUUCUCCCGAGACGGAACUUGACGUCGGGAUUCAAGAAGUCAAAAAGAUAUGCAGGAUUCGCCUGCUAGACGUCGUCUGGUCGGAUGCUCGAUAAAUUUGUUAAAGUAAUUUGUUCACUUGUCUCAUACACAUGGACAAUUUUUACUUUUUCUGCUCGGAGAUAAUAUGCGGAUUGAAAAUCUUACAUACAUGUAACGUGAUUAAUUGAUAUUUAUUCUUAAGUAAUUGCGUAAGCCACUGUUCGACAAUUUGACGAAAUUUUUUAAUCAUGCAAACGAGGAUUCAUUCGUAAAUAUCGAAUAAAAAGAAAUGCACAGAUAUCGAAAAAAGUAUUCAUUAAUUGCCUUUGCCAUUGAGCACAAUAACAGAGUGCAAACUAUGAUAUUACAAGCUUAAAAAUAAGGAUCCAAUCGAUGUUUA
Messenger RNA from Neodiprion fabricii, 1169 nucleotides. Its product is annotated as 2-oxo-4-hydroxy-4-carboxy-5-ureidoimidazoline decarboxylase-like. Bases 310 to 843 code for a protein of 177 amino acids. Gene Ontology annotation, biological process: allantoin metabolic process. The transcript is spliced from 4 exons. The record is from RefSeq and is a predicted model, not a curated record. Gene Ontology annotation, molecular function: carboxy-lyase activity. Lineage: Eukaryota; Metazoa; Arthropoda; Insecta; Hymenoptera; Diprionidae.